Plasmodium gallinaceum is the source of this 1908-nucleotide messenger RNA. Its product is annotated as surface-associated interspersed protein (SURFIN). The record is from RefSeq and is a predicted model, not a curated record. Lineage: Eukaryota; Apicomplexa; Aconoidasida; Haemosporida; Plasmodiidae. The transcript has a single exon. The coding region runs from base 1 to 1908 and encodes 635 amino acids.
AUGAGAAAAAAAUCAAUCUUAAAGAAAGCAAGAUAUUUAUCACAAGCAGAAGAAACUUCCUGUAUAUUAGAUAAAUACAGUGAAACAAAAAAAAAUGAAGAUAACUCCUCUAGUGAAACAAGUAAACUCGAUACAGAAAUUAAAACAUUUGUGGAAGAUACUAAUAAUGAACUUAAUUUUUAUCUCAAUGACCGCAAAAUUAAUAAUGCUACAGAAAAAUGUCAAAAGUCAUCCUCGUAUGUAAAUUGGAGAGGAAUGGACUUUGUUAAUUUAGUAUUAAAUGAAGAAACAGAUCAAAAUAUCCCAAGUCUUGUUAAUUGUUGGAAUAAAAAACAAAAUUCUUUAGAGACACAAAUACGUGAGAAAACAAGUUCAACAUGUAAUUUGAAAAAUUUUGAUUAUUGUGCUGUUCUGAAUAAAAACGAUAAUUGCACCAGUCCUUAUAAAGAUAGUGAUAUACCAGGGUUAAUAUCAUUAACGUAUAAUCAACUCAGUGAGAGUGAAUAUAUUCAAAAUAAAACUCAAAUUAUUUAUGAUAGAGCUUCUCAGUUUGAUACUAUUACUAAAGAUAUAUCUAAUUACUAUUAUAAAAUAUAUGAAGCUAAUUCAAAUCAACUUAAUUGUGGAAAGUGGAGUAUGUAUAUAUUUAAGAGAGGAAGACAAUUUGUUAAUAUGAUGAAUUAUGAACUUUAUUCCGAGGAAAAUUAUAGAAGUGAAUUUGUUGAUAAUUGGAAUACUUUUAGUAAUAAUUUGCAACAAAGUAUAUUAAAGGACACAGGUAAUCAAUGUAAUAUGACAAAAUUAAUUUAUCAAAUUAAAGAACGAAAAAAUACAACUGAUCCAUAUAAUUUAGAUUGGCUUCCUUCAAAUAGCACUCAAAAUAAUUCUAAUGAAUCUAUAUAUAAUACAACUGUAUUACCAGAUGCCUUACAACCUACAACUGUAAUUCCUAAUGGAUUACAUAAUGAUACUGCUACAGAUUCCUUGGGUAGCAACACAACUAGUGUUAAUAACGUAAAUGGUGUGAAUCCCUCUGAAAAUACAUUAACAGGCCAUAUCUCAGUACCACCACCUACUGCAGAUCAAAUUGAUCCAAAAAUUUCAACCACAAUUUCUCCAAUAGACACAACACAAUCGAAUUUUUUAACUCCAAAUGAUACAAUACAUCUUAAUACUAAUAAUAUAUCUAACACAACCUCAUCAUCACAUUCCCCCGAGGUUGUAACAUCUCCUACAACUGAAACAUUACCUUCAAAUUCUACUACAAGUAGUGGAACACCUUCAGUUACACCUUUACCUGAAGAAAUAUCUGCUACAACGGCCAAUGAUUAUUCUAAUACUACUAUGAAGUCAUUUACAAAUAAUACUGCAACUUCUACUACUAUCACUCCACCUCUUACAACUGCAUCUUUAUCUUCCCCUGAGGAUAUGUCUCCUACAAAUAGAGCUAUACCUUCUAAUAAUAACACUGCAUCUCUAACAAGUAGUAGUGCACCUACAGUUACAUAUUUACCUGUUAACGAGUCUCCUCCAAAUAUAACUGCUUCUUCUACAAAUAUAACUGCAUCUUCUACUACUACGGUUGAGUCAUUGGAAAAUAAUAUUACACUUUAUACAACACCAACUAAAUCCCCUGAAACUUCUUUAUCUUCUGAAAGUGCAACUUCUGUAAAUAAAAUUAUACCUACAAAUAGUACUGAAUCUCCUACAAUUGAUUCUUCUUCUCCUGAGGUUGAACCUUCUCUUACAACAAUAACUAGAACUCCUACAUAUAGCUCUACACCUCCACUACUUUCACCUACUCCUACGAUCACCACUUUGCCAUCUACAAAUAAUUCUACAUCACCUACAAAUGAUAUGCCUAUUCAUCCUACUAAUGAUUUUUAUUAUUUUAAAGAAUUGACUUGA